CCUUACGUCCCUCCAGCUGAGCGAGGCUGGUGUAGUCUAGUCUUGUCUAUCGGGGACGUGCAGUGCACGGACUCUGCUCAGUCGAAGCUUUGAUUUGGGGGGAAAGGACCCGUGUGAUGGGCUGAUGCCAGAGUCAAGGGAUGGGGCACGAGGGCUUCUUAAAGGGACACGAAGUGGUAGAAAGACUUGCACUCGAGGGGACACCCACAUCCGUCCAGGCUAAUCCUCACUCAAGAUCACUACCACUUUAUCCUUUUCCCACUCAUCCCACUCGCAGUCAUGCGCAUCAUCAUCUCCGGUGCGGGCGUGGCAGGUCCCACUGCCGCCUUUUGGCUCUCCAAAGCCGGCCAUUCAGUAACCAUCGUCGAACGUGCCUCCGUCCUCGAGCCCAUUGGUCAAAACAUCGAUGUAGAUGGUGGAGCCCUGCGCGUCGUCCAAAAGAUGGGUCUCCACGAAGGUCUAAAGAAACUCAAUACGACUGAAAUUGGGACUAGAUUUAUUCGGAAUGACGGUAAAGGGGCGUAUGCUUCCCUGCCGCUUGUCAAAGGACGAACGGUCUCGCCUACGAGCGAGAAUGAGAUUUUAAGAGGAGACUUGGCUAUGCUUCUUUGUAGCGCUACGCGGGAUGAUCCCAAUGUCCGAUAUCUCCUAGGAACCACGAUCGAAAAGAUUGGAGAAGAUCAAGGGGCAGGCGGUGAGGGCGGCUUGAGUCCUCCUCUACGUGUGCAAUUAAGUAAUGGUGACUCAGAGAUCUACGAUGCUUGCAUUGUGGCCGAUGGGCAAUGGUCUCGCAUUCGCAAGGAACACUUCCCCGCACCCACAGUGGUGGAUAAGAAUGCCUACAUUGCCUAUUUCACCAUUCCGCGUACCUCGGUAGAUCAAGGCUGGUGGGAACUCUAUCAUAGUCUAGGCUCUCGAGUCAUUUCUACCCGACCGGAUGCACAAGGUACUACCCGUGGGUGUUUCAUGAAGAUGCCUCUCAACAAGGAAGAAAAGGCCGUUUGGGAAAAGGCUUCCCGUAGUGGAAGUCGAGAAGCGCAGAAUUCCCUACUGAAAGAGACGUUCCAGGAUGCAGGAUGGGAAUCGAAGCGACUCCUAGAGGGGAUGGUCGAUGCGAGGGAUUUUUACUUUCAGGCUCUGAAGCAAAUUCGAAUGCCUACUUGGCAUGAUGAGACUACAGGAAGGAUCGCCUGCGUAGGAGAUGCAGCGUAUGCUCCUACACCCAUCAGUGGAUCAGGAGCUGUACUCGCCAUUCUCGGUGGGUACAUCAUCGCCGGCGAACUCUCCCAACUCCAAGCCGGUCAGCAUCCCCGCGAAGCUUUUGAAGCCUACGAACGCAACCUUCGCCCUUAUGUGGAAGAAGUGCAGAACCUUCCUUCGUUUGUACCUGGGGUAAUGAUGCCAAGGACUUGGUGGCAGCGGACACUCCUUCAGAAUGUCAUAUGGGCCUUUGCAAAGUUUUUCAGUAUACCCUACUUUCAACCCAAGGAAACGAGGCAUGAUGAAAGUGCAUUCAAGCUGCCCCUCUAUCCGGCUUUUGAGAAGGAGGGAGAGGCAGGGUCACGGAUGGUGGACGGGAAUGCAGCCUAGGGUGGAGGGGCAGCUGCUUCCCAUCUCGAGAACUUGGAUAGGACGUCACGAAACCCAUGAAAGGACAUUUGCACCACUCUCUAUAUCUGCGCCAUUGUCAUCUCUGUUGUAUCUCCUCGUUUCGUGACGCAAUGUAAUGCCCUCAUGAACUUAGCCUGUG
Messenger RNA from Microstroma glucosiphilum, 1750 nucleotides. Its product is annotated as FAD/NAD(P)-binding domain-containing protein. Bases 280 to 1590 code for a protein of 436 amino acids. The record is from RefSeq and is a predicted model, not a curated record. Gene Ontology annotation, molecular function: FAD binding. The transcript has a single exon. NCBI's taxonomy places the organism in Eukaryota, Fungi, Basidiomycota, Exobasidiomycetes, Microstromatales, Microstromataceae.